Messenger RNA from Aureobasidium subglaciale EXF-2481, 2538 nucleotides. RefSeq lists its product as uncharacterized. The coding region runs from base 1 to 2538 and encodes 845 amino acids. The transcript has 2 exons. NCBI's taxonomy places the organism in Eukaryota, Fungi, Ascomycota, Dothideomycetes, Dothideales, Saccotheciaceae. The record is from RefSeq and is a predicted model, not a curated record. Gene Ontology annotation, molecular function: ATP binding; ATP hydrolysis activity.
AUGAAUUCAUUGGAGAGAGACAGACUUUUGUUGCAGGCACACGUAGAUCUACACAGUGACAACUCAAGCAUAGACAUGUGGCCACCAAUCCCCCGAGACGACGAAGACAGUGAUGGCGGAGAAAGCGACAACUCUUCUCCCUACCCUCACCAUGAACGAGUACUCUGGGAAGUGCCUCCCUCCGAAGGUCUCAGCGACGCUAAGACUGUCAAGCCAAAGGAAGUGAAGCUCGACCCCAAGCUUGUUGGCAUGUCGAUCGGUUGCAAGAACCUCUACGCCGGCAAGGAAGACCGCAGAGGUCGCUUCCAAUGGCAGGAGACCAUCCCGGAAGAUCUUGUACCACCAGCCGAGAAUGCAGAGACCCAGAAGUGGGCCUUUAUAGCCAGAUACAUCAAGGUCUAUGGUGACCCUCGCCGCACACUCGCUUUACACUCGAUCGUCAUCCAGUCGCCACUACUGAAAAAGGUUCUGGAAGACGUGCUUGAUGGCUACCCAAGUGUCACUGUGGGUCUACAAAGACUAGAGUUCAGUGGCAAGCUCGAAUCGUUGAUACACCGCUUCCCCGAGCUCGAUGCAGCUAUCGAGAAGCUCACAGCUCUGUUCGAAAAGACACAAAGCACUAAAGCCGACGAUGUAUCCACUCCCAACCACGACCAUCUCAAGAAGAGUAAGCCGAUGAUCCAAUUUAGAAGCUUUACGAAUGGCGAAAUCGACGUCGACAUGACGGCUGAGGACAAUAGUGUACAGCAGAGCGAGAUUAAGAGCUCAACGGAGAACCCUCUCGAUGAACUUGCACCCAAGGCACAACCUACUGAGGCAGAGUUGAGCUUGAGACACACACAAAUUCUCCGCGAUCUCUUGUACGAAGAGUUUCAGACGUUGAUCGAGUCUUCACGCGACAUGAAAGCCCAAGGGGUCAUGACGUAUGAAGCCCUCUGGACAAUGUUCGAGCCUGGUGCUCUCGUCUAUGCUCGUGAGGAAGGCCAAGACCGUAUUUUCAACCUGCUUUCUGGAAAGUACGGCGUGGACAAGGAUCAGAAGCCCGUGUUUUGGCUCAAGAUCCGCUUCAUCGACUUUGACGGUACAAAAUUCGGUUGGUCGACUACCAAGAUUAGCGUUCCCGAGUUCCAAGGCACUUGCCCCAUCGCUUCUCUUGCUGCCUAUCCUAUCGAGUACCAUACCGACGAGGCCAUACUGCGAGACAGGCUCGUCACCCGAGCUUCAGAAAUCGAGUCGCUCAUUGGCACACACUAUCGCGCCUACGAUGGUCUUGGAUGGAAGCUUGAUAUUUACGGCCAGAAGGAACGUCACAGCAUCAAAGGCAGAAUUGUUGUCGACGCUGUGGGUUGGAACCGCUACAUGCCCAAUCAGGCAAUUUACACUACAGCUCUCGACAGUAAAGGCUCCGACAAGCCCGUACAUCAUGCACGCCGAAUAAUUAUGCCUCGAUUUGGCGAAAUGCUGGACGAAGGUUUUGGUGGAGGCAUGCCACUCGAUGGACACUUUGCUGAAGAGGACGAUCUUAAGGACCUCCCACCUCUCACGGAUGAGCAAAAGCUACUCUGUACUCACCUCAUUCGUGGCUAUGCUUUGAAAGAGAAAAUUUGGCUCAAUCUGUUUGCUGGCUCUGUGCAAGAAGUGUCCUUCAAUGGAUCUGCCUUCAAGUCUUUGGUCUUACCUGACGAUACGAAAGAGCUUAUCUUAGGCUUCACCUGCACACAACAAGCAACUCGUAUGGCUUACGAUGAUGUUAUCGAGGGCAAGGGUCGAGGUAUAAUCUUGCUGCUAUGUGGUCCUCCUGGUGUUGGAAAGACCCUCACUGCCGAAAGUGUUGCUGAAGAGAUGAAGGUCCCACUCUUCAACAUGUCUGCUGGAGACUUGGGGAUGGAUUCCAAAUUUAUUGAGGCUCGUCUACUCACGGUGCUCGGUAUGUGUACUCGCUGGAAUGCCGUUUUGCUGCUGGACGAGGCCGACAUCUUCCUCGAGGAGCGCAGCCGUCACGAGGUUGAACGCAACAAGCUUGUCAGCAUCUUCCUACGUGUGCUUGAGUACCACGAAGGUAUCAUGUUCCUGACCACCAACCGCGUCGCUACAUUCGAUCCAGCCUUCCAGUCACGUAUUCACAUCAGUAUCGACUACCCCGACUUGUCUCCCGAAAGCCGCAGAACAAUUUGGGAAAACUUUUUACAGCGUCAUAACGACGCCCAAGCUGCAGCGCGUCUUUCCGCACCCAAGAACCCUUUCUCAUCUAUCAAGUCGGCAUCUGAAAGGGUUGUUGAGGACGAAGAAGCUAAGAAGGCCAAGCACAUCACCUUGACGCAAUCUCACAUCGUCGCAAAGCAGGAGAUUCGUCAGCUCUCCUUACUCAAGCUCAACGGUCGUCAGAUCAAGAACAUGCUCAAGACUGCUCAGUUGCUUGCCAAUCGCAAGGCUGAGCCUCUGGCCCAUAAGCACAUCUGCACUGUGCUUGAUGCUACUCAACAUCUCCACAACGCCAGCAAGGCGACUGAACACGCUCGUAGCAGCAUCUUCAACUAG